Molecule: messenger RNA, 3341 nt
Organism: Cynoglossus semilaevis (tongue sole)
Lineage: Eukaryota; Metazoa; Chordata; Actinopteri; Pleuronectiformes; Cynoglossidae
Gene: tmx1
Product: thioredoxin-related transmembrane protein 1
Exons: 8
Coding region: 54-965 (303 amino acids)
Cellular component (GO): endomembrane system
Molecular function (GO): disulfide oxidoreductase activity
Source: RefSeq, a predicted model, not a curated record
UCACGUGACCUGUAGGUUGUGGCGCAAAGCGGAAGUGGAGCUCCGACACUGACAUGGCGAACGCAGCCAAACACGACACAGCGAUGCUGUCCUUCUGUAAACUUCGCGUUUUAUGCAUCUAUUUAUUCAUAUUGACACAGUUUGCGACGCUGCCAAUUUGGGCCAAACCGGAAAGUCUGAGAGAAGUCACUGACGCCAACUGGGAGGAAAUCCUGUCGGGGGAAUGGAUGAUUGAGUUCUAUGCCCCCUGGUGUCCAGCCUGUCAGCAGCUGCAGCCAGCGUGGAAGGAGUUUGCAGAAUGGGGGGAGGACAUGGGGGUCAACAUAGCCAAGGUUGACGUGACGGAACAACCUGGUCUGAGUGGACGAUUUAUCAUCACUUCACUUCCUACUAUUUAUCACUGCAAAGAUGGUGUUUUCCGUAAAUACCAGGGCGCUCGCACUAAAAAUGAUUUUCUCACCUACGUGGAUGAGCAGAAAUGGAAAACAGUGGAGCCUGUGUCGUCUUGGUUUGGACCAUCGUCAUUUUUAAUGAAUGCCAUGUCUGCUCUGUUCAAACUCUCCAUGUUUAUCAGGCGUUGUCACAAUUACAUGACGGAGCAGCUGGGCAUUCCUAACUGGGGCUCCUAUGUUAUCUUUGGUUUGAUCACUCUCUUCUCCGGCCUUGUUCUUGGACUGAUACUAGUGUUCAUCGCAGAUUUUGUCUUUCCCUCUCGACGGUUUUCCUCUCCAGACUACUAUCAGAAGAAACCAGGGAUGGAUCAUUCCAGGCUAAUCCAACAUCAGGAGGACGCACACGAGGCAGACGGAGAGGAGGAAGACGAGGAUGACGAAGAGGAGGAGGACGGAGACCAGGACGACAUGUGGAACAGGAGGAGAGGGUCUCCCGAGGGCCGCCCCGAGGAGGUUCUAAGGAAGAGGGUGGUACGCAGCCGUGAGGAGGAGGAAGACGAGGAGGACACAUAGAGCCGUCCUGGAGGAGAUUCUCACAACCUGCGUCUCCUUCUGAGAAGACGGCUGUAGAGACAGUAGAGGUCGGAGGAGCUUUGCUCGUAGAGAAACAGUGUUUACAGCGAGGAGAAUUCUACACUCCUUUUACUUUUCUGCUCCUCGUUCCUCCUCCAUUCCCUCGGCCGCCACAAACUCUUAGCUCCUCUUCCUUUUUUUUUUUCUUUCCCUUGGUUUAUUUUAAAGGGAGCACUUUAGGCGCUCACUGCUGCAGCAGCAGUUAUUCCUGCCUGAGCAGCAGAAUGAAAAGUGAAGCUCCUGACACCAGUUUUCACUCCUGGGAACAGACUUCCUGGCUGGGCUUUAGUCGUGGAGCUGCUUGGAGCUGGACUUUGCAAGGUUGUUGACGCUAUGCAUCUUUUCUUUUUUUUUUUUUAAGAUUUCUCUGUGUGUGAGUGAUUCUACCAGGGGUGUUUGCAGAGGGUGAUGUCGUUGCAUUUUACUCCUGAGCUUCUGUCUGCGUGUGUGCAAGUAUUUCAUGUUGCCUCUGUGUUUAACAAAGGCUUUUUGACAGCUUAAAAUCUCAAAAGUCAAAGUUGUUUUUUUUUGGUCACAAUCAAUAAAAUAGCAGAGUAAAGAAAGUAAGCAAUUAUUAUUAAUAUUAUUAGAGUAAAGCAAUUGCUGUAGUUACAGGUGGGUUAUUGACAUCAAUGAUAGAACGCCGGUACAAGUUUCCAGGUCCAAUAUGUAACAUUCUGCCUGAUGAACAGACGUCAGGACAGAUAUCUGUUACUUAAUUAAAAAAUGCUGAUGUCUCGUCCAACACUUCUCUGUGUGUUAUUGUCACUUUAUCAAAACCCUAUACAAGAUUAUUUAUAUUUUUUCGGCAUUUCUUGAAGGCAUCAGCUUAUUGUUUUACCAUCAAAGAAGAGCUGGAAACAAAUUUCAAAUUCUUAGAUUUAGGCAAAAGAGCAGUGUUGGAAAUUGUAAGUACUGUAGUUAUACUACAGUUUGGAUGUGUGAGCCAUGAAUGUUGUUGUUUUGGAAGAACAGACACACAUUUGGUCCAUUCACAUGUAUUACAAAUAAUUUGACAGGGAGACCAAAUGUGGCCCGGGAGCCACAGGUUGCAGACCUGCCUUUCAAUAGGUCCAUUCUUAAAUACAGUCUUGUACUGGGCGUAACUACAGUAUUUAUACUAUACUGUAUUGAUGAUCAGCUCAUCAUUUGCUUUUCCCAGAUCAGCAUCUUGUGCUACACUUGAAAACAACUUGACGAGACGAACAGCGCAAACAAAAUUAGAAUUCUAUUCUGACGAUUGCUAUGCUCAGAAUUAGUUCCUGACAGACUUGAGUACCGAUCCAAGUGUUCGGGGUAUUGAGCUUCCAGAGACACAUUUAGCAGUACAUGAGAUUUACCUAUGGAUACACAGUCUGCUCUAGCUACUGAUCUAAAACUGCAGCAAAAAACAGACUGUACUACACAGUCUGAAGUAUUAUCUUUUAUUUUUUUAGAUUUAAGUUCAAAGUUAUUUCUUUGACCGUUAACACAGUUCUUGAACAAAUCCAGAAAAUCGUUUAAUUUGCAUUACAUUCAUUUGCAUUGUGUACAGUAGAGUUACAGUUAACAUUUAGUUGUGGUUCCACUUUCAAAAUAAAGGUGCAGUGUGAAAGGGUUGAAAUGCUUAUUAUUAUUUCAACUGUGAGAAGUGGAACAGAAAUAAAGUAUGCUUUUGUUUUUAUAAUUGUGCAGAUAAAAAGAUGGUAAAUGAAAAUUGUGCACAAAGGCAACAGGGAACAGGAAAACUCUUGACUUUUUACCCCCAAUGCUACGAACUGUACCUUUAAUGUGGAAAAACAAUCAAUCCAAUAUUGACGUGACUUAUGAAACACAUCAAUUUAAAUAACGAUUUCAACUCCCUACUUUUGUCUUUGAUACCGUUUACCCCUCUGCUGACAAGAAUGUGACAUUACACCAGUGGAAUGUUUUUUUUAAUAUUAUAAGUGUAUUUUUCUUAUACUUAAGGGAUGUGACAAACGAUGUGCAGUAUGUGCAUGAUAUAGUAUCAACAAUCAGUUACUUCAAAAGUUGUUGUUAUUUGAAUAAGUCUGUCACACACUGCUCUGGUCCCUGAAAAAGACACUUGACUUGGGUGAAGUGAAAAUGUCAAUAAAUUACAAAUUUAAUGAAAUAAUUUAUUUUAAUGAAUGGUUUAGAUUGUAUUGAAACAUUUACAUUUCAUAUUUUAUUCAAAGUGAUGUGUAUGUUAUUGUUUUUUUUUUUUUUUAAUCACAUCCAACUCUGUAGCUGAACAUUAUUGACAACAUGUAGCAUUGACAUUUUGCUUCUCCUAAUUUCCUUUUUUUCCCUUUCUGGAAUAAAGUAUUAACUCUC